AUGUACCGCGUGCUGCAACCUGAACAAUAUAAACAUCUAAAAAUUUAUCAGUUAUCGUUAAAAAUGUCUAGUGAGGACACAAUUUCUGAGAUUGAGCAGUUAAAUAUCACUGACAACGAACGCAUGGUUGCUAAUGGUGACAAUGUUGGAGAGACGACUUACAGUGCGACUUGGAUAUUGAGGAGAUUGGUGAUGUUGUCAAAGAUUAAUGAAGAACAAUGGACUUCUGACUUGGAAACCCAACUUAGUUAUCUCUGGGAUAUGACAACUGAAAAAGACGUUGUUGAUUUUUUGUGUGAAAAUAAUUUUCUAUCUGUCAGUGAAUUUGUUAUUGACAAUUCACCAGAUCCAAGAUGCACGGAAAUCAUCGUAGGCAUUAUUGGAAACUUGUGUUCACAACCAGCAGCAUUUACGCGCAUUACCAAUACACCGACUCUGGUGACUAAAUUAAUAAGCAUGAUGUCCUCUGGUGAUACUGAGACAUUGAUCCAAGUGCUGAGAGUACUUCAAGCUGGAGCACGUGAUAUGCAAAUAAAUAUCACAUCCCCUUGGCGCGAGUACUUGUUGAACGGAAAACCUUUGGCAGAUGCGUUGAUAUUUAUUUUCAGUAGUUCGACAAACAAUUUACUGUUGACUGGGGCUUUGACUUUGAUGCAGUCGAUCACUGCUAAUACAAUAUUUCUCAAUGAAAUAUUUGAAAUAAAUCCUUUGCUGAUGUCACUAGUGGAAACUUACAACCAGCUGAUGUCUGCAGAAGAACCCGAAGCUGAAGAAGACGAGAAUCAGCAGCAGGACCGAGUUGUCAUAGAUCUUUGGAUAGAGAUCGUGUCUAAAAUACUCCAACGUCAAACGGAAAAUCGUAUCGGCAACCAUCAGAAAAUAAUUGAUGUUUUGACAAAGAUUCUGGAAAAGUUGGAAAAAAAUAUGAUUCCGAUGGAUGACGACAAAGCAUCUUGUAUUUAUGACUGCGUUGUAAUGAUCAAUUGGUUCAAAAAACGGCGUUAUCAAGUUGACAUAAAUAUUUUGUGUCCACUUACUAAGAUUAUGAUUAAACUCGAUGCUGAAAUAAUGUCCCAUCAGGAUAAUGAUAAUGAAACGAUGAUUGAUUUAUUAAAGUGUUUGCAUAAAUAUUGGCUUGAUAUUUAUGGCGAGAGUGAGGAAGAAGUUAUUGAAGAAUAUUGGUCAACUUGUCCGCCAGAAGUAUCAAAAUAUUUAGUAAAUUAUAUUUUUAACGGGACAACUAUUUACCUGUAUAAAUAUUGUCUAGUAGUAUUGUUUUGUACAUUGUCAUCAAUAAUUAGUCUGAAUUUCAAAAUAAUGGAUUUAUCUGAUAUAGACGAAGAGUAUGCAGGCUUUGGUAAAUUAAACUAUAAAAAAAUUGAUAAUUAUAAUUUAUCUUCUGACGAAAAUUAUUGUGAAAACAAAAAUGAACCUUCGAACCAACUAAAAAGUAAAACUCAAAAAAAUUAUUUGCCAUCAUCAACAUGUGAGACGGGCCCGAAAAAACCAAGAGCUAGAAAAAAAAAACCUGCAAGUUGUCUCAGCGAUGAUAAGGUUAGAGAACGUAAAGAAUUGGCCAGAGAAAAAUUAGAAUUGAAAAUAGAGAAAAGGCGGAUUAAAAAUAUUGAACCAGGUGAAUGUAUGAAAUUUAUAAAAGUUGAUUUCCAUAAUAACAUAAGUAAAUUUAAUUUUUAUGAUGAAAUUAUUUCGAUGUUGGACGCAUCUUCUGUUGAUUACUCCACUAAAAGUUCAUUACCUGCACCCAAUAGUAUUUCUUGGAGACGAAUAGUAGAGGAGUACUCAAUAGAUCAUGACAAUAAAGUCAGUACAUCAACAAGCGAGCAACAGGAAAAAUUUCUAUUGAUCAUCUGGACCUGGGAUAAAGUUAUCCAACUGAUCCACGACAAAUCAUUCGUCUCAGCCGUCACCAAUUUGUACAAUUCAGUUCGCGAAAUGAAUCUAACUCUGGUGAUCUAUGGGGCAGAAAAAUAUUUCGAGUACCACGAGAGUAAAGGCAAGAAAAAAACAUCAAAUAAAAUGUACGAGUGCAUUGACGACAUUCCCAAGGUCUCCAGAAAUCUGUUCGACGCAAAUUUAAUUCAAAUACAAAUACUGGCUAAAUGUAACAGCAGACUCAUUGAGGAGCCAGCAGACAUGAGUUUAUUAAUUUAUCAGUUCACUAAAUCGAUUGCUGAAAUUCCAUACAAACUGGAGAUGGAUAAAAAAUUAAACAACCAACUUGAUUUCUAUGCCACUGGCGAUAACAAAAAUACCAUUCAAGUUGACAGAGAAGGCUAUGGUUUAAAAAAACUCUGGCUGAAACAACUCUGCAUAUUCAAUAACUCCAGUCUAGCAGUUGCCGAUGCCAUAUCUUCUGUAUAUUCAAGUCCUCAGCAAUUAAUUCAAGCUUAUUUAAAUUGUUCCCGCGAAGAUGGAGAAAAUCUUCUAAAAGACAUUCCAAUCAAAAGAUCAAUAACGUCAACAGCAGCAUCAAGAAAACUGGGACCCGAGCUCAGUAAAAAAAUGUACACCCUAUUUACUUCAAGAAAUGGAGAUCAAUCCCUGCAAAUGGACAAGUGAUCCAAUUAAUUGAUCCAGAUAUCAUUUUAACGGGUGCUGAAGCUCCAGCGAAUCCCGGUUGGUUUUUAUCACCAACGAUCGUUUGGGAAG
Messenger RNA from Microplitis demolitor, 2670 nucleotides. RefSeq lists its product as uncharacterized. Gene Ontology annotation, biological process: double-strand break repair; replication fork processing; mitotic intra-S DNA damage checkpoint signaling. Gene Ontology annotation, cellular component: Holliday junction resolvase complex; nucleus. Bases 1 to 2580 code for a protein of 859 amino acids. The record is from RefSeq and is a predicted model, not a curated record. Lineage: Eukaryota; Metazoa; Arthropoda; Insecta; Hymenoptera; Braconidae. The transcript has 10 exons.